UGCAGCGGCGAAAGAGGCUCGUCUGACAGGCAUUCAUUUAUAGAGGAGGCAUUGUACCAGCUCGCCUGCACCCUUGCACUACUUGCACUUCGCACUUCUACUUCUACCAUUGAGCUUCCUGUGAAUGAGAUUUGGCGACACUGCCGCUGACUGUGCAUCAUCAUCAUCAUCAACAAAAGAUGGCGGAUAACGUGGUCGUCGGUGUUGGUGACUCAAAUGUAGGCGACCAGCAAAAGGCACGCAUUCUUUAAAAGUUUUACGCUUUGCGGUUACUGUAAGCAUGUUUUCUGGAAAAAUACGAAUUCGCUAUUUAAACCGGUUUGGAUACACUGUGCUGAAACGAGCUGCGCACAGGGCUGCAGCGAAGGCAAAGCCGGAACCAAAAACAGCGGCGUCUGAGCUAAAACCGUGGCCAGCAUUUAUCGAAGAGAGGAUAAGAAUCUGGGACAAACUAAAGGCUGAAUAUGACCAAGCAGUGGCAUCCAAAACACCAGAAGCAAUUAAGGUCACACUACCCGAUGGAAAAGUGGUUGAUGGACAGUCUUGGAGAACCACACCAUACGAUGUUGCUGCUGGAAUAAGCAAGGGGCUUGCUGACAAUGUUGUAAUUGCCAAGGUGGAUAACGUGCUUUGGGACCUCGACAGACCUUUGGAAAAGGAUUGUGACCUGAAAUUGCUCAAGUUUGAAGAAGAAGAAGGUCAGCAAGUAUUUUGGCACUCUAGUGCACACAUCUUGGGUGAAGCCUUGGAGCGCAUCUAUGGUGGAUGUCUGUGUUAUGGGCCACCCAUCGAAAAUGGCUUCUACUAUGAUAUGCAUCUGGAAGAGAAUGGAGUGUCUGCUGCUGACUACACUUCCAUUGAGGGUCUUAUGAAAUCCAUAGUGAAGGAUAAGCAGCCUUUUGAGCGUCUAGAGAUGCGUAAGGAGGACCUGCUUGAGAUGUUUAAGUACAACCCCUUCAAACUGCGCAUCUUGAAUGAAAGAAUAAGCACACCUACUACCACAGUGUACCGGUGCGGUCCGCUCAUUGAUUUGUGCAGAGGUCCACAUGUGAGACACACGGGAAAGGUGAAAGCCCUUCAGGUUACCAAGAACUCCUCUGCGUAUUGGGAGGGUAAAGCUGAUGCAGAAGCUCUGCAACGUGUUUAUGGGAUAUCCUUCCCGGAUUCUAAGCAACUCAAGGAGUGGCAGAAAUUCCAAGAAGAGGCUGCCAAGAGGGACCACCGCAAGAUUGGAAAGGAACAGGAAUUAUUUUUCUUCCACGAAUUGAGUCCUGGGAGCUGUUUCUUCCAGCCAAAUGGGGCCCAUAUUUAUAAUACGUUGGUUGACCUCAUAAAGGGCGAGUACAAGAAACGAGGCUUUCAGGAAGUUGUCUCCCCCAACAUGUAUAACAGCAAAUUAUGGCAGGUUUCUGGCCAUUGGCAACAUUACCAGGACAACAUGUUUUCCUUCGAUGUGGAAAAGGAGACGUUUGCCUUGAAACCCAUGAACUGUCCUGGUCACUGUCUGAUAUUUGACGUUCGACCUCGGUCAUGGCGAGAACUUCCUCUUCGCAUGGCAGAUUUUGGAGUGCUUCAUCGGAAUGAACUUUCAGGGGCCCUCUCAGGUCUCACACGGGUGCGGAGAUUCCAGCAAGAUGAUGCUCACAUCUUUUGCACUGUUGAUCAGAUCGCUUCAGAAAUGAGUGGUGCGCUGGACUUUCUCAAGCACAUCUAUACAAUAUUUGGCUUUACCUUCCAACUAAAACUGUCCACUCGACCAGACAACUUUCUAGGUGAGGUCCAAGUAUGGGAUGAUGCCGAAAAGCAACUGGAGCAAAGUUUGAACAAGUUUGGCUUCCCCUGGAGUCUUAAUCCUGGUGAUGGUGCAUUUUAUGGACCCAAGAUUGACAUCACCAUAAUGGACGCCUUGCGAAGGCAGCACCAGUGUGCAACAAUUCAACUUGACUUUCAGCUUCCAAUUCGGUUUAACCUAAAUUAUACCAGUGAGAAUGGAGAAAAGAAGCGACCAGUAAUCAUCCAUCGUGCCAUUCUAGGUUCUGUGGAGCGCAUGAUUGCUAUCUUGACAGAGAAUUAUGGAGGCAAAUGGCCUUUUUGGUUGUCCCCAAGACAGUGCAUCGUUGUACCAGUAGCAUCGCCAUUCGACGAAUAUGCAACUGAGGUGAAGCAGGAGAUCUUUGACGCUGGCUUUCGUUGUGAAACAGACCUUGAUACAGGAGCAACUAUGAACAGAAAGAUUCGGAAUGCGCAGUUGGAUCAGUACAACUUCAUUCUCGUUGUGGGAGAGAAAGAAAGGAACUCCCGUACUGUGAAUGUACGCACAAGAGACAACAAAGUGCAUGGCGAAUUCUCCAUUCCUGAUGUUGUUGAACGCUUCUCUAGGCUCAAACGAGAGUUUGUUGCAAAUUCUGAAGAGAGCUUCUAAGCCUAUUUAAUUAUUUUCUCUUAUGGAGCAUUGAAGUGUUGUCUGCUU
Molecule: messenger RNA, 2470 nt
Organism: Ornithodoros turicata
Lineage: Eukaryota; Metazoa; Arthropoda; Arachnida; Ixodida; Argasidae
Gene: ThrRS
Product: threonine--tRNA ligase 1, cytoplasmic-like
Exons: 18
Coding region: 281-2422 (713 amino acids)
Biological process (GO): threonyl-tRNA aminoacylation
Cellular component (GO): cytoplasm
Molecular function (GO): threonine-tRNA ligase activity; ATP binding
Source: RefSeq, a predicted model, not a curated record